UUUUACUUAUCUUCUCCAGAGGAUGAUGAGCUGCUGAUUCGGUUUUGACGGGAUUUAAGAAUGAAUGCCAUCUAAUCUCAAUUUCUUGGUCUUAUGAUUGACUUUUUGGUGUGGAUCUCUUACCGCUCUAGUGAAACGAUCUUCUGCCUUUUAUACCGAACCAUGAAUAGUAGUUUGAGGCUAUAAUUCUCCGUUUCCUUCCCACUUAGGGAGUCUGAAUCCGGCCACGACACUAACUCGAAGAAGGCUGCAUGACAAAAUUUGAGAUUUUCAUAUAUUAUUUAAAGCGUCUCACUACGUUGCAUCCUAUAUGAGUGUUCGAUACGUGCUACAUAUGUGUUUCGUAGCCUUAGAUUAUCGUUCAAUCUCUGUUUGAAGUUUUCCUUCUUUCUCCGAAUGUUAUGUGGGUCCGUUCUUGUGUUAUCAUGAAUGGCUUCUAAAUCAUCUAUGAUUCUAACUCAUAGAAGGAUAAAAAUAAGAUAGAAUAAUUUUAAUGUAAUUCUUUUACUAUGACAGUCAAAAUCAUGGUCCAAUUUUUGGUUGUCAUUUUUAUCCUCCAACAGAUUUAUCUGAAGAAAUAUUUUAACUUCUAUAUCCUUUUUUAUUCAUGUUACUAUUAAAUAUUUUCUCCUUGUCAUUUAUAGAUCGGCGGAGCCUACUGGUUCAAAACACAGGAUUUUGCGUAAAUUGAUUUCGCUCCCCUUCCUGUUAAAAUACCUAGCUUCUAGUUUGCACAUUCCACGUCAUAUCGACCAUUAUAAUGCUAAUGGCAUCCAACAGGGGUCAAGGUGGAAUUCAACAGUUGUUGGCUGCAGAGCAUGAAGCACGGCAGAUUGUGAAUGCAGCUAAGAAUGAAAAAUUGGCUAGGCUGAAGCAGGCCAAGGAAGAGGCGGAAAAGGAGAUUUCUGAAUAUCGAGGUCAGGUGGAGUACGAGUUCCAAAAGAAAUUGGCAGAGAGUAGUGGAGAUUCUGGUGCCAAUGUGAAGCGGCUUGAGCAAGAGACUGAAUCAAAGAUCAGUCACCUCAAGACAGAGGCUGAGAGAAUAUCUCAGGAUGUUGUUUCUAUGCUCCUCAAGCAUGUAACUACCGUGAGAAAUUAAGGUCCUUGAUGGUGUAUUAAUGCUCAAUCGAUACCAAUCAUUAUUUUUGAAUUUAUUGUUGAUUUUAGAUUGUCUGCUACGUAAUAAGAUUCCUGCUUUGCUGGAAUGUUGUAACAAAAAUAAUCUGAGGCUUGUUGAACCAAUCAAUUUGUUGGCAUGCACAUUUCAUAAAAUUCCUUGUUGCCUUACGAGCUGGAAUGCAGUUGUAUUUUCUGUGAAA
Messenger RNA from Neltuma alba, 1319 nucleotides. RefSeq names its product V-type proton ATPase subunit G. Gene Ontology annotation, cellular component: vacuolar proton-transporting V-type ATPase complex; vacuolar proton-transporting V-type ATPase, V1 domain. The transcript has 4 exons. The coding region runs from base 761 to 1099 and encodes 112 amino acids. Gene Ontology annotation, molecular function: proton-transporting ATPase activity, rotational mechanism; ATP hydrolysis activity. Gene Ontology annotation, biological process: proton transmembrane transport. Lineage: Eukaryota; Viridiplantae; Streptophyta; Magnoliopsida; Fabales; Fabaceae. The record is from RefSeq and is a predicted model, not a curated record.